Messenger RNA from Vitis riparia (riverbank grape), 1047 nucleotides. RefSeq names its product thaumatin-like protein. The record is from RefSeq and is a predicted model, not a curated record. Lineage: Eukaryota; Viridiplantae; Streptophyta; Magnoliopsida; Vitales; Vitaceae. The transcript has 2 exons. Gene Ontology annotation, cellular component: extracellular region. Gene Ontology annotation, biological process: defense response. The coding region runs from base 88 to 822 and encodes 244 amino acids.
CCCUCUCUCUCUCUCUCUCUCUCUCUCUCUCUCUCUCUCCUAUACAUUACCAUAAUUCAACAUUUUCAUCACUGAAAUUCAACACAAAUGCGGACUUCCUUGCAUCUCUUCUCCUUCCUCUACUUUCUCAUUUCUCUCUCCUGUACAGAUGGGACUCAACUCAUAGUAGUGAACAACUGCAAGGAGAGCAUAUGGCCUGGAAUCUUAGGCAGUGCAGGCCACCCAUCCCCUAAAGAUGGCGGUUUCCAUCUCUGCAGCGGCGAGCAAGUGACCAUUGAAGUCCCUGAGGGGUGGUCAGGCAGAAUAUGGGGAAGACAGGGCUGCUGCUUCGACCAAGCUGGUAAAGGCUCCUGCCAAACCGGAGACUGUGCAGGGCUUUUACACUGCCAGGGCACAGGCGGACAACCACCAGCAACCCUUGUUGAAAUGACAUUUGGAACCUCCAAAUCAGCCUUACAUUUCUAUGAUGUGAGUCUGGUUGAUGGGUUCAACCUGCCUAUUUCAAUGACCCCAGUGGGCGGUGGUGUAGGAUGUGGCGUGGCUGAGUGUGAGACCAACUUGAAUAUUUGCUGCCCAUCUGCUUUGGAGGUUAAACGUGAAGGAAAGGUGGUGGGUUGCAAGAGUGCCUGUUUGGCUGCGAAAUCAGAUAGGUAUUGUUGCACUGGAGAGUUUGCUAACCCGAAGAGUUGCAAGCCAACAGUUUUUGCUCAUCUCUUCAAGGCCAUUUGCCCCCGGGCUUAUAGCUAUGCCUACGAUGAUUCUAGUGCACUUAAGACAUGCAGGGCCCCUCGGUAUGCUAUUACCUUCUGCCCUCCCAAAUGAUCAAUGACAUUACCGGUUAAAUUUCUGGCUUCAUUAGUAGUUUCUUGUCCUUGUCUUUUGUUUGGUUAAGUCUGGGGUUCUUUGAAGUGGAAAGUUAGGUGUCCAUUCUGAAUUUAAUGAAGUUUGUCAGUGCUGAUGAAAAGUUUGAGUCUUUCCAUGUAUUAUUAGUCUGAUUUGUGCGUACUUUAAGCAAAUAUAUGAGAACUAGUGUUGCAAAACCGUGAA